GAUAUUUUCUAUUAAUUGAUGUCAUAAAAUCUCAAGACAUGAAAUAACAUACACUAAUUCUAUAACAGAAAAUACUACCACUGAAUCCCUACUGGUGUAGCAUCAAUGAAGAUAAUUCAUUGACUGGAAGAUGCUGGAGGGAAGAGAAGGCAGUCAUCACUGUAUCGGUAGUAAAAGUAACAGAGAAAAGAGCACAUUGACUGUGAAAUGUGGGGCUGUGGGCAAGCAGCAGGGUGUGGGUUGUUUGUAAGAAUUAAGUACUCAAAGUAAAAAUUAACCAGCAAACAAAAUUUCAUUUUGGUACGCACACCUCAACUUUUGCUCUUGAGUCUACAGAGUGAAUUCAAGUUAUGUUAGCACAGUUAACUCAAAGUGGCAAGAAAAUACUUGAAAUAAGGAUGCAAAUUCUUUUCCUUUUUUUUUUUUUUUACUGAAGUAUAGUUGAUUCAAGGAUGCAGUUUUUUAUAACAUUUCUGAAUAGGUAAAAAUUCUUAAGACUCAAAAGACAUUAUUGCUACCCAUAAAAGUGCACCUCCUCAGCAUCUCCUUGGGCACAAAGGAAAAUUUUAAGGACAUGAUAGAAAUAAAAUGUAAAUAUAAAUAUACCUAUUUAUGUACAAUAUUAUAUAUAAUUAAAUAUAAAAUCUCAAAUAUAUUAAAUUUUAAAUUAGUUUAAAUGGUCUAUAAUCUGUAGGUAAACUUCUCUGAAUAUCACCUACAGAUUGAGCAAAAGUCAGAAGUCAGCGAUGAGAAACCGAACAAUAACAACAUUCAUUCUGCUGGGACUGACAGAUGACCCCAAGCUACAGGUUCUGAUUUUUAUCUUUCUAUUUGUAGCCUACAUGCUGAGUUUGACUGGAAACCUGACCAUCAUCACACUCACCUUUGUGGAUUCCCACCUGAAAACACCCAUGUACUUUUUCUUAAAAAAUUUCUCCUUCUUGGAGAUCUCAUUCAUAUCUUCUUGCAUCCCCAGAUACCUAUAUAGCAUAGCAACAGGUGACAAGGUCAUUACCUAUAACGCUUGUGUCAUUCAAGUGUGUUUCACUGACCUCUGUGGAGUAACAGAGUUUUUUCUCCUGGCUGCCAUGUCCUAUGACCGCUACGUGGCCAUCUGCAAACCCCUGCAUUAUGUGACCAUCAUGAGCAGCAGAGUCUGUGGGAUUCUUAUCAGCUCUUGUUGGAUGGCUGGUCUGUGUGUUUUAAUCCCACCACUUAGCCUGGGUUUGAAUUUAAAAUUUUGUGACUCUAACAGGCUUGAUCAUUUUGGCUGUGAUGCGUUUCCCUUAGUGAAAAUCUCAUGCUCAGACACAUGGCCCAUGGAACAGACGGUUAUAAUCUGUGCUGUGCUGACCCUGAAUAUGACUCUCACUUGUGUAGUUCUGUCCUAUGCUUACAUCAUCAAGACAAUUUUUAGGUUCCCUUCUGUCCAGCAAAGGAAGAAAGCUUUUUCGACCUGCUCUUCCCACAUGAUUGUGGUUUCUAUCACCUAUGGGACGUGCAUUUUCAUCUACAUGAAUCCUACAGCAAAGGGAGAAGUGACUAUUAAAAAAGUGGUUUCACUGCUCAUUUUUUCUGUUUCACCUACUUUGAAUCCAUUUAUUUAUACCUUGAGAAAUAAUCAAGUUAAAAGAGCCUUUAAAGACUCAAUUAAAAGAAUAGCCUUGCUCUCAACUAGGUAAAAAAACAAAAACAAAAACAAAAACAAAACGCAAUGUUUUUAAACCAUCAUCUCAAAACCAGGGCCAAACAGUCACAAUGUUUAUUUUUGGAGCUUGUAAUCUUGUGUUUGCUUUUUAAUAAUAGAUAUGUGAGUCACAUUAAUUUUCUCAGCAUUUCUUUAACCUAGCUUCUAUAUAG
This is a messenger RNA of Sus scrofa (pig), 1860 nucleotides long. NCBI's taxonomy places the organism in Eukaryota, Metazoa, Chordata, Mammalia, Artiodactyla, Suidae. The record is from RefSeq and is a predicted model, not a curated record.